UCUGUUUGAGCACACCCAUGUGAUCAUAAACUCCACCCUCUUUCAACACUUAACAGGAAGAGACUGACUCUCAUGUCUUGACAAAAUCUAUAACGAAUCAGCAAUCAGUGGAGAAUGAAGAAAAAUGCUUUAAAGAAGGAUUUUUGAGACAUUUGUUUCUAAACAGACAGCAGAUCUUUGUGAAUCUUGUGGUUAUUUUUGAAACGGUCAUUCAGGAAGUGAAAGUAAAGUUUAGAACUCAAACAGUGAAAAUGGCUUCACUAUCUGUAGAAGAACUUUCUUGUCCCGUAUGCUAUGAAAUCUUCAAGGCUCCUGUUUUUCUGUCGUGUAGUCACAGUGUCUGUAAAGAGUGUCUUCAACAGUUCUGGAGAACCAAGAAAACUCAGGAGUGUCCUGUCUGCAGGAGAAGAUCCUCAAAAACUGAACCUCCUCCUAAUCUGGCAUUAAAAAACUUGUGUGAGUCGUUCCUGAAGGAGAGAAAUGAGAGGAGUUCAUCAGGAUCUGAGGAGAUCUGCAGUUUACACAGUGAGAAACUCAAACUCUUCUGUCUGGAGGACAAGCAGCCUGUGUGUGUAGAGUGCUUUACUUCACAAAAACACGUCAGUCACACAGUCAGACCCAUCAGUGAAGUUGUUCCAUCAUACAAGGAGGAGCUCAAUACAGCACUGGAGUCCUUACAAGAGAAACUUCAACACAAUGAAGAAAUGAAAGGAGAGUUUGAGAAAACAGUUCAACACAUCAAGUCUCAAGCUGAGCACACAGAGCGUCAGAUUAAACAGCAGUUUGAGAAGCUUCAUCAGUUUCUCAGAGAUGAAGAAGAAGCUACAAUCACUGCUCUGAGGGAGGAAGAGGAGCAGAAGAAGCAGAUGAUGAAGGAGAAGCUGGAGGAGAUGAACAGACACAUCUCAGCUCUUUCACACACAAUCAAAGACAUGGAGGAGAUGAUGAAAUCCAAUGACGUCUGCUUUCUGAAGGAGUUUCCAGUCUCAAUGGAAAGAGUCCAGAGCUCACAGCCGGAUCCACAGAUGGCUUCUGGAGCUUUGAUUCAUGUGCCACGUUACUUGGGCAACCUGCCGUUCAGAGUCUGGAAGAAGAUGCAGGACAUCGUCCAAAACACUCCUGUGAUUCUGGAUCCAAACACUGCGAAUCCACGUCUCGUCCUGUCUGAUGAUCUGAACUGUCUGAGAUUCAAUGGUAACAAACAACCUCUUCCUGAUAAUCCAGAGAGAUUUGACCAUUAUGAGUGCGUUCUGGGUUCAGAGGGGUUUAACUCAGGAACACACUGCUGGGAUGUGGAGGUUAAGGAGAGUAAAUACUGGAUUCUUGGAGUAACUUCAGCAUCAAACCAGAGGAAGGGACAGGAUUUCUUUGACACUGAUGUUUGGUGUGUGACAUAUGGAUGGACUGUAGGUUCUGGUUUUCUUGUUAAACGUAAGCUUGAUCGUGUGAGAGUGUGUCUGGACUAUGACAGAGGAACGGUGUUAUUCUCUGAUCCUGUAACUAACACACAUCUACACACAUUCACAGCCACCUUCACUCACACACUCUUUCCAUUCUUCAGUUGUUAUGAUGGAACUCUGAGGAUCUUAGCGAGCAAUAGUGAGUAAAUGUGCAGUGUGUGAGCUAAUUCACAAUUUACUUGCCCUUCAUUCACUCCUCUUAAGGGAUGUGACAUCUGCGUCUGACUUAUAACAUGACGUCUGUGUCUGUCUGUCUCUUUUUUUUUUUUUUUUUGGAGUUUUUAGUGCGUCUUUCUUUUUCCCAGCUAACGUAUACAAUAUACAUUAAUCAUGUUGUCAUGAGUCGGGUUUUAUAUUCUCCCUGUUUCUCUUUCUCGUUCGGGACCGUGCUACCUCUUCACCGUGAGCCCCCCUGACAAGCUCUGGACCUUUUUCUUCUUUUGUUUGUGGACAAUUUAAGUUCCCCAGCUGUGUUCACGUAAGAGCCGGUGCUCGGCAGACUGCCUGUGUUUCAUUGUUUAUCAAUAAACUGUUUCUGUUCCUGCCA
Molecule: messenger RNA, 2007 nt
Organism: Megalobrama amblycephala (Wuchang bream)
Lineage: Eukaryota; Metazoa; Chordata; Actinopteri; Cypriniformes; Xenocyprididae
Product: E3 ubiquitin-protein ligase TRIM39-like
Exons: 6
Coding region: 252-1607 (451 amino acids)
Molecular function (GO): protein binding; zinc ion binding
Source: RefSeq, a predicted model, not a curated record